Messenger RNA from Dictyostelium purpureum, 1056 nucleotides. RefSeq lists its product as uncharacterized. Lineage: Eukaryota; Evosea; Eumycetozoa; Dictyosteliales; Dictyosteliaceae. The record is from RefSeq and is a predicted model, not a curated record. Bases 1 to 1056 code for a protein of 351 amino acids. The transcript has a single exon.
AUGGAAAGAGAAACAAAUAUUUUAUUUUUUCUAUGUUUUAGAAAUAUUAUAAUUAAAAAAGAGAUAUUUAGACAGAUAAGAAUUUUCAAGAAACACAAUGAAACAGUAUAUCUAUUUUCAAAAUUAAAACUAUUGGAACAUCCAUUCAGAGAUUAUAUAACAAAUCUAUAUCUUGACUUUAGGGAUGGAAGUUUACCCUAUUUUAUCCCAGAUUCGGUGAAGAAACUUACAUUUGGGUCAUUAUUUAACAAUUCAUUAAAAGGAUUAAUACCGUAUUAUUGUGAAGAGUUGGUUUUAGGAAGCAAUUUUAAUCAAGCUAUUGAACAAGGUGAUUUGGCAAAUCUUUCAAGUAUAAUAUUUGGUAAUAAAUUUAAUCAACAGUUUACAGGUUGUUGUGUUUUCCCUCCAACAUUGAAGAGUGUAGUUCUUGGUAGUCGGUUUAAUAAAGAUAUAUUACCAGGAUCAAUGGGCAAUCAUAUAGAAAAAAUUACAUUUGGUGGUGAUUUUAAUAAACAGCUUGUAGAGGGCUCCUUACCAGAAUCAGUUACAUCCAUUACUUUUGGAUGGGAUUAUAAUCAACCUAUACUCGAAAACUCAAUACCAGCAUCAACUAAAACAAUUAUAUUUGGUGAAUCAUUUAAUCAAAUUAUUAAACCAGGUUAUUUAAAACAAAUUGAAACCAUUGUAUUUGGAAAUAAUUAUAAUCAACCACUUUUACCCAACUCUAUACCUGCUUCAACCACAUCUAUUACUUUUGGAAAAAAAUUUGAUCAACCAAUCUCAACUGAAUCAGACCCAGUUGGCAUAAUACCAGAGUCAUGUACAUUCCUCAAAUUUGGUUUUAAUUUCAAUCAAUCAGUUUCGACUAUUGGUGCCAUUCCUCCAAAAGUUAAAUCUCUUAUAUUUGGCGAAUGCUUCAAUCAAUCCUUUUCACCAGUUGGUUGUAUACCGCCAUUUGUAGAAACCAUCAUACUGGGUACUUAUUAUAAAAAAAAUAUUACACAGGAUGAAAUACCGAUUAAUUGCGAAAUAAAAAAAAUAAAAUCUUCAAAAUAA